CCCCUCCCCCCUGCCGUCCCCCUCAGUAACUUGGCUGCCUUUUAUCGGGCGAGCCGCGCGGCGGAGAGUUUGCUGGGGCCGGAGCUGCGUGCGAGUGCGGAGCGGCGGGGAGGGGGGCCCCGGUCCGGGACGAUGCUGCGGCUGGUGUCGCUGAAGUUGGGGCGGCUGUACCGCUACGUGAAGCUGGCGGUGCUGGGCAGCCUGGCGGCGGCGCUGGUGCUGAACACGCACUCGCUGCUGGCCUCGUUGCAGCGCAACGAGCUGUCGGAGCGGCGCUUCCUGCAGCUCAAUAAGUGCCCGGCCUGCUGGGGCACCAGCUGGUGCCGCAAGUUCCUCAACGGGCAGCUGCGGCUGGAGAGCUGGGGCCGCCUGCGCCUGCUCGACUUUCUCAAUGUCAAGAACGUCUACUUCGCGCGCUACGGCGAGCCCCGCGAGGGCAGCCGCCGCGUUGUGCUCAAGCGCCUGGGCUCGGCGCAGGAGCUCGCCGACAUCGACACCAAGAUCUGCCGCCGCGCCACCGGCAGGGGCCGCUGCGACCUCCUGCAGGCCUUGCACGCCACCGAGUUCGCCAGCAUCAACGGCGACGUGCGGCUGCUCACCCCCGACGUGGUGGAGGGCUGGUCGGACCUGGUGCACUGCCCCUCGCAGCGCCUGCUCGACCGCCUGGUCCGCCGCUACGCCGAGACCAAGGACUCGGGCAGCUUCCUGCUCCGCAACCUCAAGGACUCGGAGCGCAUGCAGCUGCUCAUCACGCUGGCCUUCAACCCGGAGCCGCUGGUGCUGCAGAGUUUUCCAUCUGAUGAGGGCUGGCCAUUUGCAAAGUACCUGGGAGCAUGUGGAAGAAUGGUUGCCGUCAACUAUGUUGGAGAAGAAUUGUGGAGUUACUUCAAUGCACCAUGGGAAAAACGAGUGGACCUGGCCUGGCAGUUAAUGGAAAUAGCAGAACAACUGACAAACAAUGACUUUGAAUUUGCACUCUACCUCCUUGAUGUCAGCUUUGACAACUUUGCAGUUGGUCCUAGAGAUGGGAAAGUUAUCAUUGUAGAUGCAGAAAAUGUUCUGGUGGCAGACAAAAGAUUAAUCAAACAGAAUAAACCUGAAAACUGGGAUGUAUGGUACGAGAGCAAGUUUGAUGACUGUGAUAAAGAAGCUUGCUUGUCCUUCUCAAAAGAGAUUCUUUGUGCUCGUGCCACAGUGGACCACAAUUACUAUGCUAUUUGUCAGAACCUUUUGUCCAGACAUGCCACCUGGCGUGGCACUUCUGGAGGACUACUUCAUGACCCUCCAGCUGAAAUUGCCAAAGAUGGCCGACUUGAGGCCUUGCUGGAUGAGUGUGCCAACCCAAAGAAGCGAUAUGGUAGAUUCCAAGCUGCAAAAGAACUACGUGAAUACCUUGCACAAAUAAGUAAUAAUGUGAGGUAGUUCAUGGUGAACUAAUCACCUUUUUGUAACACUGGCUAAAACACUAUCGCAAAGACACAUGGAAAAAUGAGGUUUUGAACUCACAUAUUCAAAAGAGAAACUUUUAAAAAAAAAAAAUUAAACUGUCUGAUCAAUUAUAUAAAUGCCAUAAAAUGUUAUGGUGUUUAGAGGAUGGUCCUCUGUAAACAGACAAGGUACUUAUCUAAUUAAAACUUGAGCUACUAUUGACUGUUCUCCCUGAUUGCCUCAGGAGCGAGUCAGAUGAGAUAAGACUGUGAUAGCUUAAUUGACAGUUUGUCUGUCAAGGGGUACUUUACAUAAAACUGCAUUAGUAUCACAAUUUUGUGAAACUGAUGCUUUUACUUGGAAAAGUCAAAUAGACUGAUGGCCUGUUUUAAAGGCUUUUUCCGGAUGUCAUAUGUGCUCAUUUUUGUGUUCAAACAUCUUACUGAAAUGGCAUUUACAUACAUGCAGGUAAAUCUAGUUGUCUGUUGCAUUGUUUCAGAUUUAACAAGUUUUAUUUAAUAUUGUGCAGUAUAUUACUAUGAGUGCGGGAUUCCCAUAUUUACUGUCUAAUCUAAGUUCUUACAACUAUCUUACUGUGUGUAUUACAUUUUUAAAAAGGAUAUUGUCAUAAAGCAGACUCACUGUCAUAUGAACCAUAAUACAUUCAUAUUUGAUUUUUGUAGUUCUGGUGUUGCAGGAUCCCUGAUGAUGUAGUUACUGUACAAAACUUCAACCUUCCAUGCAAGUAUGUACACAUAGCCAUUCAACAGGGAAUCGUUUGUAUGAGCAAACAGUCAUUUUUAACUUGAGGGGAGAAUAUAGGAAAAAUCAGUAGGAAUUGAGGGUAGGUUAAAAAUAAGAUCACUAGUCCAGUGUAGUAAAGCAUAAACCAAAGAAAAUGGUUGUGUAUCAGUCCCUAGACUAGUCCUAAAGCAAAACCAUGUACUGUAGUAAUACUAAUCCAUUGUGAAAAUUCAGAUUUCAGUGGGACCUUAGUUACUCUUUGAGAAACUUUAAGCUACUAGAUAGUGCUUGAGGAAAAUCCAGAUUUAAACUUAAGAAAAUGCCUAGCAGGCUAGCAUUUGUUCUUUAUCAUUCACAAUUCUGCUGAAUUCACAAUGUAGAGAAUUUUACUGAAUGUUUAUCCAUCGGUUUAGUCGUUAAACUGACUAUGCCAUGUUCUUGCUAGAAACCUUGCCUUGAAAUAAGUUUUACUAUUUGAAUUGCAGUAAAAAUGGUCCCUUUAAUGGUUAGUGUAAACCUGAGAUUGAUGUUUUAUGCAAAUUUUUAUUUAUGGGAGCAAUCACUACCAAAAUGCUUUACUUUCUUGGAAGAUUUUUGGUUUUGAUUUUGUUUAUACAAUAGCUACUGUAGUGUUUCGUUUACCUGAAGUGUCAUAAAAUUUGACUCCCAAGCAAAUACUUGUAGGAUAUUUAUGGGUUGGUUUUUUGCCUGCAGCAGUAACAAACGGAAAAAAGUAAUAGUUGUAAAUUAACCAAAACCAUGGUAUUAAACAAUUUGGAAUGAGCAGGGUAUGCGCAACCAUUCAUGACAGUCAGCAUGGCUAUCAAAUACUACUGCAAAGAGAGAGGGAAAUUGCUGCUAUACCAAAAUUGCUGUAGGAGCAGGGUGAAAGGAAAAAGCAAAUUGUAAUUCAGUACUGAUUGGUUCUUCUUUCUCAAAGCUGGGGAGUGCGGUUGGGGGACAUACCGCUAUAUAAAAAUGCAAAAAUUUUCUCACUUGUUAGAUGAGUGUAUUAAUGACUGUUUUGCACAGCUCUAGAUUUUUCACUUUGAAUCCAUUUUGCAUAUGUAGUCAUACUUUACUGCAGCUCACUUGUCUUAAUUUUGUUUUCAGAAGCUAAUAUGACACUUACAGCUUUUAUUUUCCUUUUUGCUGUUGGAAAAGACCGUUUUACAGUUGUGCUGCAAACCUCUUUCCCUUCAGAUAUGAGUCUUUAAAUAGGCUUCACACUACUUUUUUGUCAAAUACACUUAUUUGCAGAAAAUGCAUUGAAAAUUGAGAUUAAAUAACACUAGCUGCCACGCAAGCCUUGUUGUAUCAAUGAUGUUGAUUUUUAAACACACCCUGCACAUUAUCUGAUUUAGUUGUUUGAUUGUUAAAUGGUAAUAGAAAACACUGCCAGCUUCUGAUUAGUACUUGAGGUAGUUUUUGUAACUACCAAAUGUCCCUUGUUAGACUUGGUUAAGGGUUAUAGUUCCCUCUGAAAUAUAUUGAGAAAGGUGAUUCGGAAACGAAUCUAGAAUUAGGAAAAAAAAAAACCUACAGGGAAAACACUUACGUGGAAAGCAAUAAAGUUUGUUCAAUUUGCACCUAUCAGAUAUUUAUUGUACAAUGACAAUUUAUAUUUUGAGUCAUUGCCCAUUAAUAUUGAUGAACUCUUGGUGAAAUAUUUUUGAAUGAGAUAUUUGGGGUUUGUAUGUGCAUUAAAAUUGUCUUUUGUACUGUAAGUUACUGUUUAAUUGGAAUAUUUUAUCAAAAUUGUCUUCCUGUGCCUUCAUAUUACACAAAGUUGUUUCUACAACUUUGAAUGAUAUUAAUAAAGAGUACUUUAAGAAUCUUA
Gopherus evgoodei (Goodes thornscrub tortoise) is the source of this 4012-nucleotide messenger RNA. It is a transcript of the gene DIPK2A, whose product is annotated as divergent protein kinase domain 2A. Lineage: Eukaryota; Metazoa; Chordata; Testudines; Testudinidae. Bases 133 to 1422 code for a protein of 429 amino acids. The transcript is spliced from 3 exons. The record is from RefSeq and is a predicted model, not a curated record. Gene Ontology annotation, cellular component: COPI vesicle coat. Gene Ontology annotation, biological process: regulation of phosphatidylinositol 3-kinase/protein kinase B signal transduction; cardiac muscle cell proliferation.